Messenger RNA from Calypte anna (Anna's hummingbird), 1199 nucleotides. It is a transcript of the gene SMIM7, whose product is annotated as small integral membrane protein 7. Bases 272 to 499 code for a protein of 75 amino acids. The transcript is spliced from 5 exons. Lineage: Eukaryota; Metazoa; Chordata; Aves; Apodiformes; Trochilidae. The record is from RefSeq and is a predicted model, not a curated record.
CCCCGGCCCCGCCUCCGGAGGGGCGUCCCGGGGCGCGGCUUCGCUUCUACCGGGGCUGCGGUGGCGGCAGCGGCACAACCCCGACCUGUGGGGCGGUUCUUUUGCCGGUGCCGGUUCUUUCUCCGCUGCCCGUGGGAGGAUUUCCCCUCCCCUCUUCCCCUUCCCCGGUGCUCGGAGCUCCCUGGUGCCGGUGCCGCCCCCGGGCAGCGCAAGCGCCGCUCCGGUACGAGCAACUCCCGCCCUUUCCGCUUCCGCCAGCGGAGCCGCCGCCAUGAUCGGGGAUCUGCUGCUCUGCGGGACGCUGCUGGUGAACGCCGGGGCCGUGCUCAACUUCAGGCUGAGGAGGAGAGACACGGAGGGAUUCGGCGAGGAGUCGAGGGAGCCCACGACCGGUGACAAUAUCAGAGAGUUCUUGCUGAGUCUCAGAUACUUUCGAAUCUUCAUUGCCUUGUGGAAUGUCUUCAUGAUGUUCUGCAUGAUUGUGUUAUUUGGAUCUUGAAAGCCAUCCACGAACAUGUCUGUCAGCUUGGAAGAGACUUUUGGCUGGAAACAUAACUUUUCUAAAAAGUCAAAACAUUCUCCUGCUUUCCAAACACAGCCCUGGGGUGGUGGCCUGUUCUUCACCAGCUCCUCACCUGCUCCAGGGACAGGACAAUUCCAUCCUCUCCACUUGUGUCACACCGUGGGGCACGUUGCUGGAAGGGGGGGGGGGCUCAGCUGUUAGGCCCCUGAGACCAAAAAUCUUCCAAGUAAAAUGAUUUUUGAAAUAAAAAGAACUUUAAAUUGGUUUUGUUAGGCUUAGAGUGCCCCGGAGUGCAGAUUUGGAGUGUGGCUGAAGCCCAGAGUCUUCAGACUCUGCGUUGUUUAUCACUCCCAGCUCCUGACAUUCUGCUGCCCAGGCUGCUUGGAAGUCACACUUGAGUCUCAUUUUUAUAAAGCUGAGCAGAAUAUUGGUGUAACUUCUCACUAUUCCCUUCAGUUUUGUUGGAGAAAUAGGAAAGGAAAUGGGAUUCUUGCUGUUUCUCCAACAAAAUGCUUUUAAAAUUAAAAUUUCAAAGAUUUUUUUUUUCUAAGCCAUAUGUAAAGGGAUUUUGGAUAGGGAAAAAUAGCAAAAAUAGUUCUAUAAGCCAAUCCUAAGGAAUGGUUUUGGAAGAAAUCUUGGAUUUGGUUGAAUAAAGUUGUUCUAUUUAAGGGUAAAA